This is a messenger RNA of Onychostoma macrolepis, 5102 nucleotides long. It is a transcript of the gene map3k5, whose product is annotated as mitogen-activated protein kinase kinase kinase 5. The record is from RefSeq and is a predicted model, not a curated record. Gene Ontology annotation, biological process: MAPK cascade; protein phosphorylation; cellular response to stress. The transcript is spliced from 30 exons. The coding region runs from base 615 to 4673 and encodes 1352 amino acids. Gene Ontology annotation, molecular function: ATP binding; MAP kinase kinase kinase activity. NCBI's taxonomy places the organism in Eukaryota, Metazoa, Chordata, Actinopteri, Cypriniformes, Cyprinidae.
UGCUACUCCACCCCCUGAGCGUGAGUUGUGUUGAAGAUAAUAAUAGAAACAGGGCAGGGUCCAACAGACAAACGCGCUUCACUCGAGUGCGAUUUCGCAAUUUAAUGACAUAAACACAAUGACAUGAACAGGAACGACAAGGACUGAGAAAACGCGUUUGAUGUCUCUCAGUGAAACGGCUUGACACGAUGCACGCGGAGUUUAGCGAUCGACAGAACUGCGUUACUUCAGAAACUAUAACGUUACAUGCGCUCAUAUAAAGGAGCGCAAGUUCUUCGGAAUCGCUUGUGUUUCAGGACAUCGGUGAAUUUUCGAGAGUGUAAUAUCGUUUCUUCGAGUCGUGACGAGCGUGUCCACGAUCAGUCCUUGAUCUAUGCAGUUAUUCAAUUCUUGCCAUUUUUUUCCCGUCUAGACCUAUAUGCUGCUGAGCGGAUUUUUAAAUUUUCAUCUAAAAAUAAAACGAUAAUCGCCUUUAUUGAAGGCUGUCGGUGCUUAUGACAUCGCGCCAUUUAUUUGUUCGUCUGGUGCCAGCUACCAGGAAUGCCAGCUAUGAAGUGUGCCGGUUGAGAAGCUGUACUGUUGGGGUUGGGGUCUUUUAACAAACUGAUGAAAACAUGAAUUCAGAUCUGGAGGCCAUUUCUCUUUCCGUACCCUCUCUUGACCAACGCUUAGACAUGAUGGGAGGGAGUAAUGGAGAAUCCAGUGGCAGCAUGAAUCCUGGUGCUGGGACCUUCUGGCAGGAUCCCUCCAUCUGUAAAAGCGCCAACCCUGGGGUGAUCAGUUUGCCCUCGGACAGUGGGACCUUGUUGACCACGGGUAAAUGUAAGAACCGAGCCGUACAAGUGGCCUACGUGAGGAACUCUGAGACGAGCCAACCUCACAGCUCGGAGAACAUGGCUUUACAGUGUCUGAAGGAUGCUUGUGACAUAGUGGGAUUUAAACUAGAUGUAGUCCCCUUUGGGAAGCUGGACUUUGGUGAAACAUCAGUUCUUGAUCACUUUUACAAUGCAGAUAUUGCAGUGGUUGAAAUGACAGAUGCAUUUCGGCAGCCCUCUCUCUUCUAUCACUUGGGUGUGAGAGAGAGUUUCAGCAUGGUCAACAACAUCAUUCUUUAUUGUGAUCUCAACUCAGACUCGCUGCACUCUCUUCAGGAGGUGAUAUGUCAGAAGAAUAUGACAUGUGCCGCUAACUACACAUUCAUUGCAUACAUGGUGACGCCUCAGAAUAAGGUGUAUUGCUGUGAGAGCAGUCUGAUGAAGGGUUUGAGUGAACUGAUGCAGCCCAGCUUUGAGGCCCUGCUGGGGCCCAUCUGCAUGCCACUGCUGGACAGACUCACUCAACUGCUCACCAGCUGCAAGACCAACACCUGCCAGUACUUCCGUGAGACGGUUCUGAAUGAGAUUCGUAAAGCGCGUGAGCUUUACACCGGAGCAGAGCUAGCGGCUGAACUCAGACGGAUCCAGCAGCGGCUCGAUAACGUAGAGUGUCUUUCAGCCGAUGUCGUCAUCAACCUCCUUCUGUCAUACAGAGAUAUUCAGGAUUAUGAAUCCAUUGUGAAGUUAGUUGAAACACUGGAAAAGCUGCCGACCUUUGACCCAGUGGCUCAUCCUCACAUAAAGUUCCACUACGCCUUUGCCCUCAACAGGAGGAACCUACCAGGAGACAGACAGAAGGCUUUGGACACUAUGUUGCCAUUAGUGAACUCUGAUGAGCAGGUGGCAUCUGAUAUUUAUUGUUUGGUAGGCAGAAUCUAUAAAGAUAUGUUCCUGGACUCUCAUUUCACCGACACGGAUAGCAGAGAUCAAGGCAUACACUGGUUUAGAAAAGGUUUUGAAUCAGAGCCCACACUGCACUCUGGUAUAAACUAUGCAGUGCUGCUACUGGCUGCCGGACAUCAGUUUGACUCCUCCUUUGAACUGCGUAAAGUAGGUGUGAAGUUGAGCAGUCUCUUGGGGAGGAAGGGCAGUUUGGAUAGAUUACAGAGUUACUGGGAUGUGGGAUUCUUUCUCGGGGCUAGUAUUCUCGCCUGUGACAACACACGAGUCAUCCAGGCCUCUGAGAAACUCUUCAAAAUUAAAGCUCCCAUUUGGUAUCUACGCUCACUGGUUGAGACCAUCCUCAUCUAUAAGCACUUUACAAAACCAACCACUGAGCCACAGGCCCCUAAACAAGAGCUUGUGGACUUCUGGAUGGACUUUAUGGUGGAAGCCACCAAAAAGGAUGUGACAUCUGUCCGUUUUCCUGUAUUGAUAUUGGAGCCCACUAAAGUGUACCAGCCAUCUUACCUCUCAAUCAACAAAGAUGUGGAAGAGAACACACUAUCCAUCUGGCAUGUGACCCCUGAUGACAAAAGUAGUGGGAUCCACGAGUGGAACUUCAAUGCAACAUCAGUACGAGGUGUGAGCAUCUCCAAAUUCGAUGAGCGCAGCUGUUUUCUGUAUGUGGUGAACAACUCAGAAGACUUCCAAAUCUAUUUUUGCACAGAGAUGCACUGCAAAAGGUUCUGUGAUCUGGUAAACUCUCUCACCGAGGAGGCCUGGAAAGGCUCAGAAGAGAAUGAGUGUGAAUCCGAGGCUUUAGAGUAUGAUUAUGAAUACGAUGAGCACGGUGAGAGGAUGGUUCUGGGUAAGGGUACAUUUGGGGUAGUCUAUGCCGGUCGUGACCUCAGUAACCAGGUGCGCUUAGCCAUCAAAGAGAUUCCUGAACGGGACAGUAGAUAUUCACAGCCUCUGCAUGAAGAAAUCGCCCUGCAUAAACACCUCAAGCACAAGAACAUCGUGCAGUACCUAGGCUCCAUCAGCGAAAAUGGCUUUAUCAAGAUCUUCAUGGAGCAGGUGCCUGGAGGCAGUCUAUCAGCAUUGCUCAGGUCAAAGUGGGGUCCUCUAAAAAACAAUGAACCAACUAUCGGUUUCUACACCAAACAGAUACUGGAGGGUCUCAAAUACCUGCAUGACAACCAGAUAGUUCACAGAGACAUUAAGGGGGAUAAUGUCCUGAUAAACACCUACAGUGGAGUUUUGAAAAUCUCUGAUUUUGGAACAUCCAAACGUCUGGCCGGAAUAAACCCCUGCACUGAAACCUUUACUGGUACGUUACAGUACAUGGCCCCUGAAAUCAUAGAUAAAGGGCCGCGUGGGUACGGCAAGCCAGCAGACAUCUGGUCUCUGGGCUGCACCAUUAUAGAAAUGGCUACUGGGAAACCACCCUUUUAUGAGCUGGGGGAACCGCAAGCAGCAAUGUUCAAGGUUGGGAUGUUUAAAAUCCAUCCGGAGAUUCCUGACUCUAUGUCCACUGAAGCUAAAGCAUUUAUCCUGCGCUGUUUCGAGCCUGAUCCAGACAGCCGAGCCACGGCCAACGAUCUGCUCACCCACGAAUUCCUCACUGUUACAUCGCGCAAAAAACGAUCAAAGAACAGCAGUUUCACAGCUCUUACGCCAGGAACUGAGUAUCUGCGUAGCAUAUCUCUUCCCGUUCCCGUUGUGGUCGAAGACACCAGCAGCAGCAGUGAAUACGGAUCUGUCUCGCCUGACAAUGAGCUCUGCACAAACCCCUUCAACUUCAAACCCAGCACCAAGUGCUACAGCGAGAGAGAGGUCAAAGGUCAUCGCUCCCUCUUCCUGAGUAUUCCUGUGGAGAACUUUGAAGACCACAGCGCACCACCUUCCCCAGAAGAGAAGGACUCUGGUUUCUUCAUGCUGAGGAAAGACAGUGAAAGGAGAGCGACUUUACACCGAAUCCUGACUGAGGACAGAGAGAAAAUAGUGCAUCAUCUGCAAGAAGCGCUUACACAGGGGUCUGAGGAGACCAAACUGAAACAUCAGCAUAUCUACACACUGGUUACAAGUCUGGGAGAUUUUGUGAGGAUGGUGGACAGAAAAAUAAUUGCCAGAACCCUCUCUCAGCUCAAACUAGAGCUUGACUUUGACAGCACAGCGAUCAGCCAACUCCAGGUGGCGCUCUUCGGCUUCCAGGAUGCGGUAAAUAAAGUCCUGCAUAACCACAACAUAAAGCCGCACUGGAUGUUUGCCCUGGAUAACAUCAUUCGAAAGGCUGUGCAGACUGCCAUCAUCAUAUUAGUACCUGAAUUGCGGCCACACUUCACCCUGGCGUCUGAUCAAGAGGACAUUGAUGACGACACAGUUCCUCAGGGGAACGCUGCCCUUAAGGAUAUAGCGCCGCCUGUCGCUCAUCAUGACGACACUGUGGCCACAUCUGGAGUGAGCACGCUCAGUUCAACAGUUUCCCACGAGUCUCAGAGCGCUCAGCGAUCAAUCAGCAUGCAGCUGGGUCGCAUGAAGCUGGAAACCAAGAGGCUGUUGGAGGAAUUAAUAGAGAAGGAGAGAGAGUAUCAGGCCAUAGUACAGCAAGUGCUGGAGGAGAGAGAACAAGAGAUCAAACUAUUGAAGUGUCGAUCCAGGCCUGCCGAUGUUCCUGCACACUUCAUGAGCACAAGUAGUUCAUUUGACCGAGAGGGAGACCAGGAACUUCUGGAAUGGCUUAAAAACCAUGGGGCAGAUGCAGAUUCCAUAGAGAGGAUUAUAGCUGAAGAUUACAGUCUUGAUGACAUCCUUCAUUAUGUCACAAGAGAUGACUUGAAGAGUUUGAGAUUACGAGGUGGAGUCCUGUGUAAACUCUGGAACGCUAUCACCGAGCACAGAAAGAAGCCAGGCUGAAGACGACAGCCACGUAUAGGUGCCAUCCAGACCCUGCUCACGUUUGAGACAUAACCAAAUAUUGAAUGGGAUCAAUUCAAGUCUUUGUGAUAAUUCAUAUCACAUGUAAAUAUGUGUUUUACCUUUUUUAUUCGUCUGUGAAAUUGCAGUUGUACAAGUGACUGUAAAUUAACUGUUGAAGAUCCACACAUUUGAUACGUGAGCGCUGUUACGACAUCUUUAUACAGGAAGCUUGUUUUAUUUUUGAUAUUUGUUUACAGAAACAUGUCUUGACCUGCCUGAGAACCUUUUUCAACCCAAAUCCCUUCUCCUUUCAGAAAAAGACACUGAAACUAAACAUAUACGAGUCUGUGUGUGUGUGUGUAUAUUUUAGAUUUUUUUUCAUGUAUCAUUUAUAAGGUAUAUUGUCACAUAAUAUGCCUUUUUUUU